Messenger RNA from Lodderomyces beijingensis, 426 nucleotides. NCBI's taxonomy places the organism in Eukaryota, Fungi, Ascomycota, Pichiomycetes, Serinales, Debaryomycetaceae. The record is from the annotation of a GenBank genome assembly.
AUGAGUAUAGAGAAGGUUGAAAUAUUUACCCAGCCCGAAGAACACAGGCCUAGAUCUCCCUCGGUGGAAGAAUCAGCACGAGAGAAAUUGGAGCAAUUGAUAGAGAAACAUCCCAUCCCACCACCGGAGCCCAAUGUCGCGGACCCACAACUGGUUAGAGAAGCUACUUUGAACGAUAUUAAACAGCAGAUGGAUAGGAAAAACAACGGCACGAGCCAGCCCGAGCGAGAUCAAGAUGGCUUUGAGAUACCUCGGGGCAAAAUCCCCCUCGAUAGCCAAUUCUCAACUGAGGAGCUCAAGUAUAUCUUGGAAUUGUGCAAAGAGGAAGGGGUGUUGAAAGGCGAAGUGGAUUUGAAAGUGCUUGAGCAUGGCGACCUUGGAGAUCGGGUUGUUAUUGCUGAAUCGAGUAGUCUGGACCUUGUAUAG